Messenger RNA from Oncorhynchus nerka (sockeye salmon), 13823 nucleotides. RefSeq names its product La ribonucleoprotein 6, translational regulator b (gene larp6b). Gene Ontology annotation, molecular function: mRNA binding. Bases 12133 to 13632 code for a protein of 499 amino acids. The record is from RefSeq and is a predicted model, not a curated record. The transcript has 5 exons. NCBI's taxonomy places the organism in Eukaryota, Metazoa, Chordata, Actinopteri, Salmoniformes, Salmonidae. Gene Ontology annotation, cellular component: nucleus.
UUACAUUGCUAUAACUGAGACAACACAUAACGUAUUUUCACAGUAAAACAUGUUAGGCCUCAUACAGGAUAUCUCUCACACACACACACUCAUUUAAAUCAUCCACAACACUGUCAAAACAGGAUACAUCCUAGCCACAGGUGAUAGCCGUCAGUUCGGCCACAACAACCCGUGACUGCAAGAGCACACACACAUUACACACACUCACUGCGAGGACACCCAGAUAAGAGCGCACAACACAUUACACCCACUCAUUGCGAGGACACACAGCCUUGACUUGCCAAGACAAGAACGCACACACAUACACACACUCAUUGCGAGGACACACAGACUUGCCAAGACAGGAACGCACACACAUUGCACACACGCACCCCCACCCCUGGGGAGGGACUCCAAAGACAAAGAACUCUUCCAAACUGCCAAUGGGACGUCGACACCAGUCUGGAGAGAACUGCCAAUCAACUACCAGCAACCUACCAGAGGCCAGAUCUACCAGAAUCUACCUACGUCAUACCCAUGAAUAAAAUGACUGUACACAAUGUAUCGGGGCUCUUUUCUGAAGGUUCCCUAUGGACUAAACGAAUGAGAGUCCGUGCACGCUUUUCCAGAUAUCUCUACACUACAAAAAUAAACUGCCUUUACUAUAUCUGAUCCACCUUGUCCAGUGUUUCAACUUGUCUCCUGUAUCGAUUCAUCAACAAAUUGGUAGCAUGAGGAUGGUUUCAACCCAUGAAUUCGGUCCAUAGAGAGUUGAUGAGAAAAGAGACGAGUUGACGACAGAUUCCGGACGGACGGGUGACCUGCCUACAGGAGUCAUCGGGGAUUCAACUCACCUCAGGAAACUGAUCAAAGAGCUCGACAAUAUAAGCUCUCUCUGUUCAGGUUCGCAAGGUCCAGGAGAGAGAACUGACGGAAGACCCAGAUCCACUGAAGGUCAAGGUUGGUGACUGAGUGAGGGUAAGAGUCCACAAAAGAAAGUGGCUGGAACCCAGGUGGACUGGACCGUACGAAGUGAAGGAGGUUAGUUCACACUCAGUCCAGGUCAAAGGUAAAUCAGGCGUACCUUGGCACCACCUCACACAUUGCACUCCAGCACCAACUCCUUCCAGAACUUUGACUGAAGUCAGGGUCGAUUUGAGCGACCUAAAUUUGAUCCCAACCACAGAACAUUUAGUUCGUGAGGAUGUGGGAGCGAAUCCCAAACCCACAAACUAACCGAUCUCCCAGGGAUAAGGGUUAUCCCUGGACGAGACUGGGGAUAUCAGGUCCCAUGUUUGUUAAUUUUAUCAUAGUCACAGGAGUUUCCAUGGGAAUCCUCCUGUGGGUAAUAGAGCACCAUACAUAUCCAUCUGACACAAACACAGUGCAAACUAAUGCGUCAUCCAACUCCACUACAUCCACAAACAAACACAUAAUUCACAGGCGCAACAUUCAGGCUGUAGAGCCAGAUUGCACCGCAAAACAGGUUAGGAGCACCACCCUAUGCGUACCUAUCAAUACUACCACUACAGUCACCUUACCGUGGGGAGUUUUGGGAAGCCCAGGCGGGGGGCAUGGAACUCAUGCACUUAGUUGGUCUAGUGCAGUAUGGUUUAUGACGAAAGGGGGGUACUCUGAAUGGACGUGGAAAAAUUUGGUGGCAGAAACUGGCCCGGAUUGGUCCAAUUGGACAGGGCAUGGGGAUGCACUCCUGUGGAGGAGAAGUUUAGCUUUGACUAAAGUUACAAUUGGGUUAAAACUGGUCAUUAAACAUGGAAUAGGUGGAAUUGGGUGUAACCCUUUCCUAUUGGCACCAUGGGUGGAUAAAGAACUUUAUUGGCACCUGAAAAUAUGUUUUAAUAACAUAACUAAACCCCUUGCAGUCCUUUCAGAUCGGGAACCUGUAGGGACGGAUGACCCCAGAUGGAGCCCCGUCACCAUGACCACUGGUCCUCCCAAAAUGGAUGAUGCCAUCCUGAUGGCUACAGGGAUCUCAGGCUUUACUAAUAAUUGGCUGUUAUUGACAGAGGAAGCAGCUAAUGCUACUCAACAGAACUGUGUGGUAUGCAUGGGGGCUUGUCCAUUGCUUCGCAUUGUCCCUGCUGUAGUGGCUUUGACAUGCCUAAUCCCAUUAAUGACUAAAGAUAACCCCAGUUUUAAUUGUACUGCAUGGGAUGUUAUCUAUCCCAUAACUAGAUCUACCGCUAGGAAACCAAUGUUUUCAAACGAAGUUGCUAAGGCAAAUUUCACCUGUGUUAAUAUGACGGGGGGAGGUACAAAUGUGGGACAUGUUCCAGGGGAUUGGUGUCUUGAUACAUUUCGUGUUGCAGGGAGUUUCAGGCCAAUAUCCAGAGCAGAUGUAUGGUGGUGGUGUGGGAACACUGUCCUGUUCGAUAAAUUACCCUCUAAUGCUACUGGAAGUUGUGCCCUUGUUACUCUCCUUUUGCCUGUUUCUAUCUACCCUACAGGGGCUGCAGACCUCGUUCUUAGGGUCCAGAUGGUGAACCCAGGAUAUUUGAAUGGACGUUCCAGGCGUGCCACCACCCCAUCUAGUGGUGAUUCCACAUACAUAGAUGCCAUUGGAGUCCCAAGGGGUGUUCCUGACGAGUAUAAGUUGGUUGAUCAGGUGGCAGCUGGUUUUGAGUCCUCCAUUUGUUGGUGGUGUACUAUUAAUAAAAAUGUGGAUAGAAUCAACUACAUACAUUUUAAUGUACAGAAACUGGGUAAUUGGACCCAGCAAGGAUUUGAAGCCGUGCUUGGUCAGUUAGCUGCAACUUCUCUUAUGACAUUUCAGAAUCGUAUUGCAGUGGAUAUGCUGCUGGCGGAGAAAGGUGGAGUUUGUACUAUGUUUGGUGAACAGUGUUGUACUUUCAUUCCUAAUAACACAGCCUCUGAUGGUAGCCUGACUGUAGCUUUAGACGGACUACGGACCCUUAAUGGUAAGAUGAAAUCCCAUUCAGGUGCGGACACUUCUAUGUGGGACUCCUGGAUGGAAGUUUUUGGUAAAUAUAAAGUGCUUGUUUCUUCUAUUCUUGUAUCGAUCGCUGUUUUUGCCGCCAUUUUAGUGCUCUGUGGAUGCUGCUGCAUUCCAUGUAUUCGCACCCUAGUGACUAGAGUCAUUACUACUGCUAUUGAUCCCAGUCAGGUGGUCAGGGAUAAAGCUCAAAUGUAUCCGUUGCUCGGGAUUGAGGAACCUAUAGAUUUGGCUGAGUGCAGCUAUUUGGCUGUUGAUUAGUUGUCACGUCUCUUUGGAGACGUGAAGAGGGGGACUAUAAAUUUUACUUGCUUUUAAUUCAUAUCACGUCUCUUAGGAGACGUGAAGAGGGGGAUUUGUAAUGAAGUGCUAUUUCCUAUGCAAAUGACCAGCUUACUGGUAUUACAUUGCUAUAACUGAGACAACACAUAACAACGUAUUUUCACAGUAAAACAUGUUAGGCCUCAUACAGGAUAUCUCUCACACACACACACUCAUUUAAAUCAUCCACAACACUGUCGAAACAGGAUACAUCCUAGCCACAGGUGAUAGCCGUCAGUUCGGCCACAACAUCCCGUGACUGCAAGAGCACACACACAUUACACACACUCACUGCGAGGACACCCAGAUAAGAGCGCACAACACAUUACACCCACUCAUUGCGAGGACACACAGCCUUGACUUGCCAAGACAAGAACGCACACACAUACACACACUCAUUGCGAGGACACACAGACUUGCCAAGACAGGAACGCACACACAUUGCACACACGCACCCCCACCCCUGGGGAUGGACUCCAAAGACAAAGAACUCUUCCAAACUGCCAAUGGGACGUCAACACCAGUCUGGAGGGAACUGCCAAUCAACUACCAGCAACCUACCAGAGGCCAGAUCUACCAGAAUCUACCUACGUCAUACCCAUGAAUAAAAUGACUGUACACAAUGUAUCGGGGCUCUUUUCUGAAGGUUCCCUAUGGACUAGACGAAUGAGAGUCCGUGCACGCUUUUCCAGAUAUCUCUACACUACAAAAAUAAACUGCCUUUACUAUAUCUGAUCCACCUUGUCCAGUGUUUCAACUUGUCUCCUGUAUCGAUUCAUCAACAACAGCGAACCAAUUUCAACGUCGCCAACCCACGAGGAGUUAGCUGAGAGGCUAGCUUCCAAGAGUCCCCCACAGAGCCUACGCAAAGUGACAUACUGGCUGCCAUAAACUCACUAAGCAACAAGGUUGGCUGAUAUCUCAAAGAGUAUUGGGACUUUGGCCGAAACUGUGAAGGCAACUCAGAGAAGGAUGCAUGAGGUUGAGCAAACGAUAGUCGAUCACGAGGCCAGGCUACAGGACAUAGAGAAACAGUGCGCAACGUUCAAAAAUGACAACAAAACCCUGAAAGCCCGACUGGAAAUGCUCGAGUCGCAUUCAAGACGCCAGAACAUCCGAAUAUGUGGCAUCCAGGAGGACACUAAGAAAGGGAAACCCACUGAAUUUGUCUCAAAGCUGAUACCGGCCCUGCUGGGGAGUGAACACUUCAAAACGACCACCCGGAUCGACCGCGCACACAGAUCUCAGGCAACGAAGCCGGCCAAGGGCGGGCCACCAAGGCCAUUCAUUGUACGGCUUCACUAUCCCCAGACCAGGGAUCUCAUCCUCAAGCUGGCUAGUCAAAAGUUCCCCCUUAAUUUCAACGGAGCCAGGGUGUCUUUCUACCCAGAUCUUACCUUGGAGGUGAGGAACCAACGGAAAGAGUAUGAGUACGCAACAAAUGCAGGGCGGCCAUCAUCCGAUAUGGAUUCCUCUUCCCAGCCCGGUUUAAGGUGACAGUCAAAGGAUCAACACGUACGUUUGACAACCCAAAAGUGGCCGAUCUGUUCAUGACAAGCAAGCUCCCUGGCUGAGGAUACAGAACGGCUGUGUCAGCCGGCUAAAUGACCGGCUACAGGCCAGGACUGUGUUUGGAUUUCCGGACUAUGGCUUUUCGAUUAGAAGAUCAGAAUUUGGGACAUAUGAUUGGUGAGAUGUUGUGGCUAAUAUAGCAUUGUUUGGCACAUCAUGUUUUAGCGCCACUCACCCCCUAACGUGAGAGUUAAGUGUUAAGUGUUAUUUAAUAUUAGCUUAUAUGCGGACCAUCUAUAGACGACGAGUUAGUUCAAGCUGUAUGUCUAGACACCCUAAGGUUUGUAUGUUAGCCAAGGAGUGCUUCGUUUGGGGAAGUCACUCAGUAAAGGACCGGGAGGGGGGAUGGGGUAUGUGUUUUAUGUUCACGUUUAUUAUUAGUACAGGUGGCAUGACAAGCUCCCGCACGGCGGGACGUUUUUCUUCUGAGUUUUGUAUGACAGCAACAAUUUGCUCUAAAAUAAGAAAUAUCACAUAGUGACAGAGCACAGAGUAGACCAGGUGGAAUAAAGAUAGUCAGCUGGAACUGUAAUGGCUUGGGGCAUGUGGUGAAACGAGCUAAGGUUUUCUCUCAUCUUAAAUCACUGGGUGCUGACAUAGUGUUUCUUCAAGAAACUCAUAUUAAACGCUCCGCUCAGGCCAAGCUACGAGUCGGCUGGAUCGGUCAGAUAUACCAGUCUAACUUUGAUGCAAAAGCGAGAGGGGUAGCAAUCCUGAUAAGGAAAAACAUUCCGUUUGUUUACUCAUCCUCGAUUUCAGAUCCUAAUGGUCGGUAUAUUAUUGUGGCUGGUACACUGAAUUCGAAACCAGUAACCUUGGUCAAUUUAUAUGGACCCAACUUCGAUGAUCCAUUAUUUUUUCAAAGGGUAUUUAAGACAUACCAAAUAUCUCGGAUACAAGUGUUAUUGUUGGAGGGGACUUUAACUGUACGUUAGAUCCUCUUUUAGAUAAACAGCUGUCAAGGUCACUUCAACAAUCAAAUGCCAGUGUCUGUCUAAAUACAUUGAUGACAAACCUUAACAUUGUCGAUAUUUGGACUGACGCACCCAACAGACAGGGAUUACUCUUUCUUUUCAUCAGUUCAUAAGUCAUAUUCCAGAAUUGACUAUUUUCUGUUGGACUCCAAACUAAUUUCAGCAGCUGAGUCGGUUACCUAUCACCCUAUUCUAAUUACGGACCACUCUCCUCUGUCCAUGGUGCUGAAACUCGACAAUAUGUCGACAGGUCGGCGACCGUGGCGCUUAGACGCAUACCUGCUGAAAGAUGAGGCUUUUUGUCAGUAUUUGAAGGAGCAGAUUGCCUUUUUCCUCGGAACUAACGACACGGGGGAUGCUGACGACUCCACCCUUUGGGAAUAUCUAAAGGCUGUGAUUAGACGUUACAUUAUUUCUUAUACAUCAGAGAGGAAGAAACGCGCCAAUACUAGGCUAAGAGAAAUUGAAAGAGAGUUAGGGGAAGAGGAGAACGUUUUUAGGACGAAUUCCUCGUAUACAGUCCUUGAGAAGAUCACAAAGUUAAAAUAUGAAUACAAUACCAUCCUUUCGAAACGGGUGGGCUCUUUACUUGCUAGAACGCAACAAAGUUAUUUUGAACUGGGUGACAAACCACAAAUUAUUAGCAAGACAGCUAAGGCAUGUACAGGCAUCUAGAGCUAUUCACAAAAUAAAAGACAAGAAGGGUAAAAUAGUAACAGAUCCGCAGGAUAUUAAUAAAUGCUUUGCACAGUUUUACUCAGAGCUAUACCAAUCAAAAUGCGAUGCUACUGAUCCACAAACUAUGGAACGCUUUCUCGCUGAAUGUGAACUUCCUAAACUAGACAGGGGGCAGCUUCUGCACUCGAUGCAGGGAUAACUUUGGAGGAAAUGAACACAGCGAUAGCAUAAUUUCCAAACAGCAAGGCCCCUGGGCCCGAUGGAUAUGUAAUAGUACUACGCCAGUCUAUCUCCACUUAUGUUGCGAAUGUUUAAACAAUCCAAAGAAAAUGCCAAACUCCCGCAAACACUGUAUGAGGCUACAAUCUUGAAAAAAGAUAGAUUCCAUGGAGAUGUCGUCUUAUCGUCCCGUGUCGUUACUCCCCAUAGAAAACAAGGUGUUGACAAAGAUAUUGGCAAACCGAUUGAAAACAUAUAUUUCUGACAUCAUACACCCUGACCAGACAGGUUUUAUCCCGGGCCGACAUAUACACUACAAUUUGAGACGUCUUUUCAACGUAAUGUAUCACUAUCAUAAGGUUGAGGCAGUGGUAAUAGCUUUGGAUGCAGAGAAGGCGUUUGACCGGAUUGAGUGGAAAUAUAUGAUGUCGGUUCUGGAGCACUUCGGGUUCGGAAAGGAAUUUAUUAAUUGGAUAAGAAUUAUUUAUGCACACCCAAUGGCGUCCGUGGUAACUAAUCAAGAAAUGUUGCAGUCAUUCCGCUUGUUCAAGGGGUGCCGACAGGGGUGCCCUAUUUCGCCUGCUCUCUUCGCUAUAGCCAUGGAACCCCUUGCUAAUCGCAUUCGGGCAUGUGCCGAUAUAGCUUCUGUUAAAAUAAAGGACACACAGCACAAAAUUUCCCUAUAUGCAGACGAUGUUCUUUUGUUUUUGUCCAAACCUAAAACUUCUAUUCCACCCUUACUUAACUUGAUAAACACAUUUGGCUCCUUCUCAGGCUACAAGAUAAACUGGCAAAAAAGUGAGUUGAUGCCAAUAUCACGGCCUGUGGAUCUACCCCGUUUAGAACAGUGAUGGACAAGUUCACAAGCCUUGGCAAUGUAGUGACAAGAGACCUUGAUCAGCUAUUGAAAGCGAAUUGUGACAAGAAAAUAUAUCAGCUUAAACAAAAUAUAGAUUUUUGGAAAACUCUGCCUAUCUCCUUGGUUGGUCGUAUAAACGCUAUUAAAAUGGUUGUCCUACCCAUGUUUAUUUACCUCUUCCAAUGUCUACCCAAUUUCAUACCACAAAGCUAUUUUAAGAAACUGGAUUCAAUAGUAACUCCAUUUUUAUGGGAUAACAAGGCAGCCAGAAUUUCAAAGAAGCAUUUAUGCAAGUACAAAAUAGAGGGGGGCUUUUGCCUUCCUCACUUUAAACUGUAUUAUUGGGCUGCUAAUCUGAACAUUGUCUUUCUGGAGGGAAAGCUUACCUGCGAUGAGACAGAAGGAUAUGCAUGGCUUUUGAUUGAGCAGGCCUCCUGUCAACGUUCCUCACUCCCUGCACUUGUUAAUAGCCCAUCAUAUGUGAAAACAUCCACGUAUGACUCUAACCCAGUCAUUUGUCAUACGCUUAGGAUCUGGAAACAGAUGAGGUAUUUUCUUAACAUACCCACUGUAUACAUUGACAGCCCGAUUUUUCUGAAUCAUGCUUUCCACCCUGCAUUGGAUGAUGUGGUGUUUUCACAGUGGAGGGAGAAGGGGCUCACAACAAUCGGUAAUCUAUACAUAGAUGGUCAGUUUGCUUCAUUUCAACAAUUACAGGGAAAGUUCAACAUGCCAACAACACAUUUUUUCAGAUACCUCCAAAUCAGGAAUUUCGUAAGGACACAUAUCCCACAGUAUGGCAUGAAGCCAAAUAGUCCUACAUUAGAUAGCUUGAUCCUUGUCAAACCCCAUUCAAAAGGGUCGGUCUCUAGACUGUAUGAUGUGCUACAGGCCCACAUAGAGGUAUCCACAGACACCAUUAAAAGGGCUUGGGAACAAGAACUUGGGUCAGAAAUCUCAGAUGAGGACUGGGUAGAAGCUCUCAGGAAUAUAAACCACAGUUCAGUGAAUGCCAGACACAACCUUGUACAGUUUAAGGUGAUACACAGGUUACAUUACUCAAAAGUAAAACUGCAUAAAAUAUUCCCGGACACCUCACCACUGUGUGAGAGGUGCAAGCAGGAUGAGGGGACGUUGACCCACUUAUUCUGGACAUGUCCUAAAUUACAUGUUUACUGGGCUCUCAUUUUUGAUUAUUUAUCUAGAGCCUUUGAUAGAGUUCUAGCCCCAGACCCAUUGACCGCUCUGUUUGGUACAGUUGAUGGUUAUAACCACGAAGGGAAAGCUGUCUCUCUUUGUACUCUAUUAGCCAAAAGGCUCAUAUUGCAAUUUUGGAAACUGGAGACUGUACCUACCUUUGAAAUGUGGUUACGGGAUUUAGGGAAUGUAAUACAUAUGGAAAAGAUUCGAUACAAUACCUCCAAUAGAAAUCCAAUGUUUUACAAAAUAUGUCAGCCGAUACUGGAUAAAUGGUCUAGUCCCGCUUCAUAACUGGGUUGAUGAUCUGCUGCUACUCUGUGCUGUACUCCACUCAAUAUUUAUUUUUGGCUUAACUACACUGCUUGUAAUGACUAUAUGCUGUCUUCAUAUACCACCUAAUAGGAUUUUGUUUUAUUUUGUGUAUGUGUGAGUUAAGUUUUGUUUUGUCCUCUAAAUUGGCCAUCCCAUCUUGAAUGGCAGCAUUCAGGUCUUGGAACACAUUUCCUCUACGAAUUCUGAUUCUGGGUAUCCUUUGCGGGGUGGGGGUAGGCCUCGGCGUUGAGAAUAACAUAGCGUCAAUUGGAAGCGCAUCAUCAAGCAAAGCACUCAUCAGCUAGAAAAGGAUAUCCCACUUGAAUUUCUUUGUCCAUUGAUAUUGAUACACCCAGUAUUUUGUCACUCAAACCUGAUAUUUCAACCAUUGGUUGUGAGGGGGUAUCAAGAGCCUCCUGUCUGUUAUAGCAGAUGCAAAUGUUUUUGUUCUUCCUGGCCAGGUGAGUGGAGGGAGUGGUAAGCUUGAAGACCGAUGGGAUUGUCCUCUGUGUCAAUUUCCUCUGAUUCCAGGCUUUCUUUGCGGCGGAUGGUCAUGUCCCCUGUGCUGAUUUCCUCCAAUUCCAGGCUUUCGUCGUCAGAUGAGAAAACAUUGGCGAUUCUGUUGUACUUGGUUCUGUUAUUCUUCUCUGUAGAGAUAGAGGCAGCUGCCUUGAGACUUUCAUCUGCCGCAUCGUUUCUUUUGUUGCUGGAAAGAUAUAGUCUAAAAAUGUUUAAAACUUUUCUGAGUUCGUAUUGUUCGACCAAUGUAGUAGAUGGGUCUAGGUCUUCCUCAGUAAAGUCUCGCAUGGUGAAUUCAAAACCAUUAACAUGCCCUAGUUAGCUUUUUCUAUUUGGAAAGAAAAGUGCCUUACCGACCUCCAACAGCUCUGCUAUUGUAACCAUCUUUGCUGCCUUUAAUUGUCUUGUCUCACCACCUUUCUUUAUCUGUGACAUGGCAGAAUGAGUUGACACCAACUUGUUCCAGCCAUACAAUUUGGAAAGUACAUUCUGUUUUCUAAUUGUUGGCGUUUCCAAAGUUUUGCUGACUUCUCAUUACUUUUCUUUCAGUGUUUACAUAUACAUUUACAUUUAAGUCAUUUAGCAGACGCUCUUAUCCUGUUUAAAAUGUUCUAUAUCCCUCUCUGCAGCAUUGGAUACACUUGAUCCCUGGAGAGUGGCCCCUUCUCUUUUGCAGUACUGACUUAAGAUCACCAAACCUGGGCACGUAUUGUGAGAGUUGGGCAUCCGUCAUGCCCUCGACAGCACUGCAGUCAAUCUGAAAACAAAGGAGGAAAAUAGUUACAGCUUUGAGCAAGUAACUUUAUUUGAUGGAUGGUUAUAGUGGAUGGAUGAAUAAAUUAAGAUGUAAUAGAUAGAGAGCUCAAUUAAAGCAAGAAUCCAUAACUGAAAGUAAUAAAAAGCUGAGGAAUGGGCCUGGAGAAAUGUAACCACUCAAAUUCAUACACAGAGCUAUGGAUGCAAGGACUGACCAUCCAUGAUAUCAAAAUUAAAACAAGCUUAUAUUUUGGGUUCUGAUAGGAUGCGAAAGUUGAACUAAGCUCAUGAGGCAUUUAUAAGUUAUAUUCUUGAAGAAUCAAUAUAUCUCUCAUUAAUCUAUAAGUCCAAAAAUGAAUGUUACAAACACAGCAAUGUGUGAGACAAACUGUGCCCCCCCCCAACUAUCCCACUGCCCACAAACGGGAGAAUGAUAUAUAUCUGGCUAGGCAGCAGCACUGGCCUUUCAGCACCACUGAGUUGAUCUGCUAUACCAGGGUUUCCAGAACUCGGUCCUGGGCCCCCCCUGAGUGCACAUGUUGUUUUUUGCCCUAGCACUUCACAGCUGAUUCAAAUAAUCAAAGCAUGAUGAGUUUAAUAUCUUCAUCAGCUGUGUAGUGCUACGGAAAAAAAAAAAAAACGUGCACCCAGGACCGAGUUUGGGAAACCUGCCUUAUACUUGUCCAAUGAGCGGAGUCACUGCGCACUCAAAGCGCUGUCCAUUCAGCAUUACUGAAUGUCGGCUGCUGGCUCAACUCCACAUGGCUAGAACUUCUUGUAGCCUACUUCCGCCAUUGUUUGGUUGAGUUUGCUUUGUUUGUCAUGCAUGUGUGGUCGGUGUGGUGCAUACAUUGGAUUUAUCGAAUGUAUGCGUCAAACUGCUUGACAGAAAUGGUAGCAGAAGGUAAAUGUUGAACUGUUGUUGCACACAUCCAGAUGAUGGCUGUCGGUGUGUUCGAAACGUCACCUUCUGCUACCAUUUCUGUCAAGCCGCAUAAAUUUGAUAAAUCCAAUUGAUGCACCGCAUCAAACGCAAUGAUGUAAGGCAAACGCUGCGUUUCAUUGGAAUUGAAUGUAAUUGUGGUGUACCAAAAUGCAAAACACUGUCGGUGUGAUCGAAGCGUUACUGCCAGCUAGCUACAUAAGCAAUUAUAAAUCGUUUACCUGUUCUAAUUGAUCUCAGACUAGGGGUGCAGACACAAUGAAUGGAAAAACACGCAUAUUCCGAGGAUUAUUAAACUUGAAGUGGAUUAAAAACCUGAGUGAAUUAAUACAAAAUAUGAGGGAACUGAUAAAAAAAUAUAUAAUUGCAAUGGAUUUUUAAAAAAUCAAGGGGAAUGGAUAAAAAAACAACAACAACAACCAAGGAACGGGUUAGUAUGGCAGUUUUUUCUCUCUCCACAAUGACUCAUAAGGGGCUCCAUACCAAUUAGAUCAGCUUUGAAAAAGAACUGAUGUGAUUGGUCAAAAGACCAAAUAGCGGAAAAAAUAUCAAAAUUGGGCUGCCUGUCUAAACAGUCACACAGAUAAAGUACGGUGAACAACAUUUAUAUGAAUAUUCGAUUUAGGCCUGAAUGUGUGGCCUUCAAAAACAAGGGGAAACUGCUCACACAACGGUAUAAUCAAUGGUAGUGUAGAAUACCAAAUGUAAACACCUGAUUUUCCUUGAUUGCAUACAUCAAACAUGUCAUUAUCCAAUGGUCAAGUUCUCUCAAUUGUGACGUAAGGGACACCAGAAAUUAGAAUUUCUAAAAAUAUUCCAUGUCAACAUGUGCGGUGGAGACCGGGGAAACGUCGGGCAAAGAGGAUAUCAGUCUCACAACAUGUCUUCACCAACUGCAGACGUCUUCCGAUGUGGCUUGCAAAUGUAUCAGCUGUCCCCAGAUUCAAAGCGGCUUGGGUCAUACACAGAGGACAGAACAUAUGAUAGUUUGGAUGGAAGUUCCACAGAGUUGACUGAUGUGUUUGAAGAAGAGGAUUGUAUUCAGGAUGAAGGCUGGAGUACCCCUGUUGCAGACCUGAAACAGAAAAUUGCAGCUCGGCUAGAAAACUAUCUUACCAAUGAGAGCCUGUCUGAAGAUGCCUUUUUACUGAAACAUGUUCAGAGGAACAAGAAGGGCUACGUCAGUGUGAAGUUACUAACUUCAUUCAAAAAGAUCAGGGAGCUCACACGUGACUGGCGAACCACUCUGGCUGCGGCUCGCACCACGCAGCAGCUGGAAGUCAACGAGGAGGGAACCAAGGUGCGACGGAGGGACCCAGUGCCCGACUGGCUACUGUGUGUCCCCACCAGCAAGCUGCUGCUGGCCUGGAACCUCCUGGGAGGAGAGGACAACGAUGAGGAGAGCGUAGCCCCGGGGGUGGAGCAGCAGAGCCUGAUGGAGACAGCCAUGAGACUAUUUGGCUGCUACGGCACCAUCACGUCCCUCCGCAUCCUGCGCCCAGGGAAGGAGAUCCCUGCCGAGCUCAAGAGGUAUGCAAAGAAACACAUGGAGCUGGGGCGUAAGGUGUGUGCCGUGGUGGAGUAUGAGUACCUGGAGGGGGCACGGCGGGCCUAUGAGGCCCUGCAGGCUGAGGAGCAGCUACAGGGGAACAGGGCUGUACGCGUGGUACUCCUAGGCAGCAGGGGCACCAGGAAGCCAAGGGGCAGCCAGGACCGCACAGAGGAAGAGUCUGAGGACGGCAUCGAGAGUGUGUGCUCGAGGAAGCCCAACCGCAAGGGCAGACGCUACCUGGGCUACUCCCUGGAGGACUCUGCCCUCUACAGCUCAUCUGAGUCUGACUUCGCCCCUGCCUCGCCCAGGCCCAACCGCAGGGUCACACGACCUCAGGCUCUGUACGGCAGCCCCCUGGCCAUCCCCCGGGUGUCCUCCUUCCGCUCAGACCCCUACAAGAACCCAGUUUGUAGCCCUGUGGGGAGCCCCCUCCUGCCCCGCAAGCUGUUCCCCAGUGGCCACACUCCGUCCCCGCUGGCCGCUCCAGAGAUCAGCAGCAGCCCUGUAUCCAGUGGCAAUGGAAGCUUUGGCAGCAGGAGCAAGUGCUCCGGGGACUAUUCCCAGGAAAGUUUGGGCUUUGUGGGGAGCCCCUGGGUCCAGCGUCGGAAGACUGCCGCCCAGACAUUUUUCCCUGACAAAGUUGGGCCCCUCUCGCCUGGCCUGCCCAAGAGGCCACUGGGCGUGGUGGAUGUGCUGCGCCAGCCGCUUGGCCCUGAUGGCACUAAAGGCUUCUACAACUGCAUUGGCAGGGGGAAGCUGGUAGUGCAGCAAUGAUAAAACCUGGCCAAAAUUACCUCUGCCCAAAGCAAGGAAUGAUUUGAUCUUAAUGUAACCACCAUAUAGUGUCCACAAUUACUUUUGAUUGUCUCAAUGUUUAUCUAAAUGAAAUGGGGGGGGGUCACGUUGGUCAAACUUAUGAAAAUGUUAUUUUGUAUUGAUUAAUAAAGAUUACGAUGUACUUUCAA